AUGGCCGUCCCUGCGAUAACGCAACGAGAAUCCAUCACCCACUAUGCGGUCGCGAUCAAGAAACAGUCGUUCGACGGCCGAUAUGAUUCUUCUUCGGUUAUCGUCACCAUCUGCGUGGCUCUUGCCCUCUACAAUUGUCUGGAAAUGGUGCUGUUGAUCUUGACAACCUUCAAAAGGUGGAGAGGCUUAUACUUUUGGAGCCUGAGUCUCUGCAACUUUGGCGUCUUUGCCUAUACCAUCGGCGUGAUGCUGGGUUACUUCGAACUCUGUGUCUUGUGGCUAAGUAAAACCUGGCUUGAUGUGGGAUGGGUGUGCAUGAUUGUCUGCCAGUCUCUCGUGCUGUACUCGCGGCUGGGCUUGAUCGUUGAUAGUGCUAAAAUAUUGACGGGCGUCAAAUGGAUGAUCGUGGUCAGCAGUUUCGUUUUCCUCGUGCCGACUAUUGUCUUGGACUUUGGUUCUACAUAUUCCAAGUACCCGUCAUACUCGGAGGCAUAUUUCUACAUGGAACACAUCCAGAUGACGGGCAUCACCAUACAGGAAUUGUCCAUUUCCAGCCUCUACCUGUGGAAAACUUCCAAUUUGCUGAAAGUCAUCUCCAAAGCCAAUUCACGCAGUUUGGUCUGGCAGCUUUUCACCAUCAACGUCGUCAUUAUUGGCAUGGAUAUUGCACUGAUCGUUCUGGAAUACAAGCAUCUCCAGCUUUACCAAGAAAGCAUCAAGGCCUUCGUCUACAGUGUCAAGCUAAAGCUUGAAUUGAAUAUCCUAUCCAAGCUGGUAGACCUGGUCAACCACGAUUCAAUCAGCAGGUCCAUGACACUGGACGUGAUCCUUCCAACCACGUUGUCAGGACAGGCAGAGUCAGAGAUACGCGGAGAAGUAAUAGAUUCUCGAGAGUUUACCAGCUCGGCAUCAACCGGUGAGAAGGGUGGCCCAAAACAUCGUCCAAGCAACUGGGUGAAUAGUCGCGAUUUUGGCGAUCAAUUGUUCCAAAAGCCUACCGACGGCGAACCAACCUUGAGGGUUCUGUCGCAUGAUCCAAACUGGAGGUCAACUAAUAGGAGGAAGUCCGAUGACUUGUAUGCGGAAGCUCUUCGUACGAUGACCUGA
This is a messenger RNA of Exophiala spinifera, 1107 nucleotides long. RefSeq lists its product as uncharacterized. The transcript has 2 exons. The record is from RefSeq and is a predicted model, not a curated record. The coding region runs from base 1 to 1107 and encodes 368 amino acids. NCBI's taxonomy places the organism in Eukaryota, Fungi, Ascomycota, Eurotiomycetes, Chaetothyriales, Herpotrichiellaceae.